Molecule: messenger RNA, 3071 nt
Organism: Chaetomium strumarium
Lineage: Eukaryota; Fungi; Ascomycota; Sordariomycetes; Sordariales; Chaetomiaceae
Exons: 1
Coding region: 358-2853 (831 amino acids)
Biological process (GO): cristae formation
Source: RefSeq, a predicted model, not a curated record
AUUGUAUAAUCCACUACUAGUUGGUCCUUUAGCGCCAGACUUGAAGACCAGGGUCAGCCUCAACUUCCUAUCGAUGUUAAACGGCUACUAGUAAUUUUUGCUCAGAGAAAAUGGCUCCGUAAAAGCAAGAUUCGCGAGUAUUGCUGGAUGAUUUACUUUAUUUCUCUGAAAAUCACGUUCAUGGCUGUUUCGCUGCGUCUUUUUCUUUUUGAGAUUCAGCCCAGGACCCUGUCGCUGGUGUCGCACUAACAAGAAAACCAGCAUCGUAUCAUAGGUGAGCGCGAAGUCCCCUCGUGCUCUUUCGACAGCAGUACGGAUACUUGGCGCCUCAUACCAUGAUCCAUCGCAUCGGAGACAAUGCCCUCAUCAACAAGAAGAUCACGGCGCGCUCCGCCUUCAACUCUCGAUGAUGGCGCCUCGAUUCGGUCGCGGCGCGCUCCGUCUGCAGCGGUCGACGAUGGCGCAUCGAUUCGGUCGCGGGCAUCGCGGGCCUACCAUGGUCCCAGCUCGCAGCGGCUGCCCUCGCCCGAGUCGCGCUAUUCGCUGCAUUCGCAGUUCGCCACGACCAGACGGGAGUUUGAAUUCGGCUUUGAUGACGCCUCGACGCUGGCCUCGGAGCCCGUCCGCGCCGAAGGAGGAGGCGACGGCCUGGAGGACACAGCCGUCGUCGCAGCCGAGGUUCCUGCCUUCUUUGACAACACGCUCGCCUACCGGGACUACUACGAGCUGCUGUGCGUGCCAAGGGACCCGUCUCUGUCUCCUGAUCGGGUCCGCGCUGCGGCGCACCGUCUCAUUCAGGUCCUGGCAGUCGAAAGCCAGCCCUCACGGCUGCAGGGCUCGGCGGCUUUCUACCUCGGCCUAACGCAAGCAGCAUAUGAGACGUUGGCCGAGCCUUCCAGGAGAUUAGGCUAUGACCUGUCCGGGAACGGCCAGGUAGACAUGGGGUGCGAUCAUGAAAUCACGGUCGGCGACGAGGAGUUGGAGGUGGAGGAGGAGGAACUUCUAGAGUCACGGAGCAGUGGAAGCUAUGUUAACAGACUGCAAGAGCAGUAUCUCCUCCUGACGCAGCGCGAAGCCAGACCAACUACGGACCUUGCCCUACGAAUGGACGCUGCGUCUAUAUUCUCUCCUCAACGAAACCCCCAACAGCAGGGCUCGGGUUUGGAACUUACGGACCUCGCCCUCCGAAAAUCAACCACGGUCAUCGUGCCGGUCCUACGAGGGUCGAUAGAGUCGACUGUAUCGUCUUUCCGGGACUUCUUCGCCGAUCCGGAGUGGCCUCGGGCCAAAAGCUCUCUCCACCUCGGAGACCCGACAUUGACUAUCACUGGCUCGAUGCAUGGACUGUUGGAUGGGCCGUUCAAGCUGGCGCCACCACUGCUCGACCGCUAUCAGCCGCCGGGCCCUUGUAUCCAUGGGCCGAGGCGCAUGGAGCAGUUGCUCUCGUCCCGUUUCCUUCCCGUGCUGAACGUGAACCUUCGCCAGGAACUCUUCCGGCAGGCAAAGCCACAUGCGAGGGUCGUUCCGGAUCUUGCCGUCGAGCAGGAACUGGAACUCCUUCCGCAACCCUCCACGACUACCCGGGUGGGCUACUCCAUCUACCUGCCCCGUAGCGACGAGCCUGUCAACGUCGAAGUUUCGGCGCAGAAGUUUCUCGCACACAGGAGUGACCUGCCUUCUCGCCUCGGAAUUGCCCUUCACAGACGAGUUGGUCCCGGCACCGUCUUUGCCGUUGCCGAUGCCGGCGACUCGAGCCCGUGGACUCCCAGAGAAUGGCGGCAGCUGCUCAAGUUCUCCACGAUCCCGGGCGGAUCUGCGCGAGGGGCGGAUAUCUUCCGCCACCCACCAACAGUCGAGGUCGGCUAUGCCUUUGGCAGGCAUGACCUAGGCAUGCAAUCCGGGCAGGCCUUCACCAAGCCUUGCGAGAGGGGGUUGGCCGCGCUGGACUGCGACGUGGACGAGAACAAGCCCAGUUCCUGGACGGUGUCCACCGGCCUCACACCAAGCAACGCAGCAGCCUACCUCCGCUACGGCCGCGAUUUCUUCUCGUCCCUUACCUCUCGGCGCUCCACCCGCCGCAACAAAACCGGUCUGCGCGCCGAAGUCGAACUGGCCGGGACCACGCAGCACAGCUUCUUCGUCGCCUUCCGCGCGCUCAAGCGCAUCGGUCGCUUCUCCAAAGCCGGGCUCGAAGUCAGCCUCUCGCCAAGCAACCUGCACCUCUCCCUCUACUGGUCCCGCCUGGGCCAGCGCGUCAGCCUGCCCAUCCUGGCAUCCUCCCAACACAGGGGCUCUUCUUCCAGUUCCGGACUCGCCACUAAGCUCCUCUUCUGGACGACUGUCUUCCCCUUUGCCGCUCUCGCGGCCUGGGACCUCUAUCGCCAGCGGAAGUGGAAGUCCUCCGACAAAUCCCAUACAUCCAAAAAGACGGUGCCUGGGGAGAAAGUCCAGGGCAAAGAGAAGGCCCAGGAAUUCCAAAUCGCUCGCUCCCGCACCGAGGCCGAUUCCCUGACCGUGAUCCUAGCAACGGGCAUCGAUCCCUACCAAAAAGCGCAGCGCCAGCACGGCGGGCUGGCCAUUCUCAGCGCCAAGUAUGGCGUGCCGGACGCCCCGCCCGAGGAGGUGGCCGACGUGACCAUUGCUGUUGCCGCGCUUGUGGAGUAUUAUGAUGAUGGCACGGGGAAGGGGAAAAGGGGAAGGUUGGUCAUCCCGGCGGGAUUGAGGAAGAGCAGAUUGCUGGGCUUCUGGGAUCCGGCGCCUGGGAAGACCAAGGUUUUGAGGGUGAGAUAUUCGUGGGAGGGGAAAGAGAGGGAUGUGGAGGUCCGUGGCGGGGAGGAGUUGCGGUUGCCUUGAAGGAAGGGAAUAUUGUGUUAUGACGGUAUGAUUUCCUGCUUGGGUAUGAUGCAUGAUGAUGAGGGAUGAUGAUGGUUUUUGAUAUACUUAUAUAUGAUACCGCUUGGAAAUAUCAUACUUUAUCCGGAGCUCUCUGAAUCUCGUUGUGAACGGCGAGACAGGUCCGACCUCCUAUUGAUGAUUGCCGAGUCAAUCGAGUACCCUGCAGGUACUAAACC